Molecule: messenger RNA, 2917 nt
Organism: Carassius auratus (goldfish)
Lineage: Eukaryota; Metazoa; Chordata; Actinopteri; Cypriniformes; Cyprinidae
Product: vacuolar protein sorting-associated protein 45-like
Exons: 15
Coding region: 192-1898 (568 amino acids)
Biological process (GO): vesicle-mediated transport
Source: RefSeq, a predicted model, not a curated record
GUUCCCAAAUCAGACGCGGACCGAGCGCUCCUAAACCGGAAAUAGUUGAAAACGCAGUGAGUUGUUUCCCAUUGUGUAUACGCGAGCAUACUAAUGAAAAUAGACCUUUAUCGUUCGUUAAACAUCUAUAAAACUAUCUUAUCAAUUGAGUCAUUCUCACUGACAUUUGGAACAUAAAUAUAACGACAAAUAUGAACGUGACUCUGGCUGUCAAGCAGUACAUUUCCAAAAUGAUAGAGAGCAGCGGACCCGGGAUGAAGGUGCUGCUGAUGGAUAAGGAAACAACCAGUAUCGUGAGUGUAGUGUACACACAGUCUGAGAUCCUUCAGAGAGAAGUCUUCCUUUUUGAGCGCAUCGACUCACAAAACAGGGACAAUAUGAAGCACCUUAAGGCAAUCUGCUUUCUUCGGCCAACCAAGGAGAAUGUAGGGCACUUGAUUCAAGAGCUUCGUUGGCCCAAGUAUAGUGUUUACUUCAUCUAUUUCAGUAACGUGAUCAGUAAGAGUGAAAUAAAGGCUUUGGCUGAGGCAGAUGAACAGGAAGUAGUGGCAGAAGUGCAGGAGUUCUAUGGAGAUUUCAUUGCUGUGAACCCUCAUCUCUUCUCCCUAAACCUUCAAGGAGUAUCCAGGGGUCGCAGUUGGGAGCCCAGUGUAUUGCCUCGUGUUACUCAGGGUUUGACAUCAGUGUUGCUGGCCCUGAAGAAAUGCCCCAUGAUCCGCUACCAGCUCUCUUCUGACAUGUCCAAAAGGCUGGCAGAGUCCAUUAAACAAAUCAUUACUAAGGAGUAUGAACUCUUUGACUUCAGAAAAACAGAAGUUCCUCCACUUCUCCUAAUUUUAGACAGAAGUGAUGAUGCCAUUACUCCCCUUCUCAAUCAGUGGACAUAUCAGGCCAUGGUUCAUGAGCUACUGGGCCUCAAUAACAACCGCAUAGACCUGUCAAGAGUUCCUGGAAUCAGUAAGGACCUACGGGAGGUGGUCUUGUCUGCAGAAAAUGAUGAGUUUUAUGCAAAUAAUUUAUACCUGAAUUUUGGUGAGAUUGGAACAAACAUCAAGAACCUGAUGGAGGAUUUCCAGAAGAAAAAGCCCAAGGACAAACAAAAAUUAGAGUCCAUAUCUGACAUGAAGGCUUUUGUGGAUAAUUACCCACAGUUUAAGAAAAUGUCAGGCACGGUCUCGAAACACGUAACUGUGGUUGGGGAGCUGUCUCGCCUGGUCAGUGAAAGACAGCUGAUGGAGGUGUCCGAGGUGGAGCAGGAGCUGGCCUGCCAGAAUGACCACUCCAGUGCACAACAGAAUGUGAGGCGAUUAUUGCAGAAUCCUCGGCUUUCUGAAAUUGAUGCUGUGCGGCUGGUGAUGCUGUACGCGCUUCGCUAUGAGAAACACAACAGCAGUAUUCUCCCCAGCCUUAUGGAGGAGCUCAACCGCAAAGGGGCGUUAGAGAGACACCGCAAGAUGAUACAAGCCGUGGUGGAAUAUGGUGGCAAACGAGUCAGAGGAAGUGACCUCAUGGUUCCUACAGAUGCUGUGGCCAUAACCAAACAGUUUUUCAAAGGACUUAAGGGAGUUGAGAAUGUGUACGCACAGCAUCAGCCGCUACUACAUGACACGCUGGAUCAGCUGAUCAAGGGUCGUUUGAAGGACAGCCAGUUCCCCUACCUCGGGCCAAGUUCUCUUAGAGACAGACCUCAAGACAUUAUUGUCUUUAUUAUUGGUGGGGCCACUUAUGAGGAGGCAUUGACUGUUUAUAACCUGAACCGCACAAUGCCUGGGGUGCGCAUCGUACUCGGGGGCACAACCAUUCACAACACUAAGAGCUUUCUGGAGGAAGUAAUGCUUUCAGUAGGUUCAGGUGGUGACAGAACACGAGGAGGAGGGCGUCAGAUGAGCCGACGUUGAGCUGUUAUCAGCAUAUUAAUGUGCGCUGUCUGUCCUCUGAACCCUGAGCUGAGCACAUUUUUCUUCUUUGUUUCUCACCUGAUAUUCCUUGAAAAUGUUUUGGAUGUUUAAGUUAAGGAAAUUGUAGCAUUGCACGAUAAGGUUUAAUUCAUUAACAUUAUUGAACAAUUAAUAACAAUUUGAACAGCAUUUAUUAAUCUAAGUUCAUGUUAAUUGUAAUAAUGAAUUGUUAAAAAUUUAUCAACAUUAACCUAGAUUAAUAAAUAUUGUAAUAUCAUUCAUCUUUUUUAGUUCAUGAGACCUAAUGUGUUAACUAAUGUAAAUGAUUUGAAACGUAUCGUAAAGUGUUAUUAAAAAAUAUAUAUAAGGAGAAGUGUUGAUGAUGUGUGAAACACUGUAAAUGUGCAUAACUUUUGUGAUCAUAUGUAAAUAAUGUUUUAGAUGACCCAAAAAUGUUCACCGUAUCAGCAUUUUGUAUUAAUUUGCUUGGUGUUGCCUCGUUUGAUUGUUUCUGGACAGAUAACUACUGUAUGUUUAAAAAAAAAAAAUGUAUAUAUACAUAUCUUAUGAACAAAAAUGUAACAGGCUGUUUUGUGUGUAUAUAUUUAACUUUAGUUACAAUAAUGUCAAAUUGUUGAAUCAAAUGUUUCCAUCAAGGCUGGAAAAAUCAAACAAAAUCUGUUUGUUUCAAGCAAAAUUCUAAAACAUUUGUAUUUUAGAAAAAAAAGUGGUGAACUGUAUUCUUUGUUGUCAUUAUUUCAUCCCUAUCCAGCUAAAUUAAAAGACAUGCUGCAGAUAUGUAGACAUAUAUAAACUUGUCUUCUCGUAAUUAGCUAGAGCUUAUUAAUUCAAUCAGUGCACAAUAACUGUAAUAUUAAUGUCUAAUAUCAAAGUCUUUUAACAACUUGUAUAUGGCCUUUCAGUUAUAAAAUGUUUUAUGACAGUUCUUGGUAGAUAAAUUGCAACACACUAUCUUUGUACAGGUGCAUCUCAAUAAAUUUUAAUGUUGUGGAAAAGUU